AUGGGACUAUUGGCAUUAGCUGCUCUUGCAACGUACAUGAUCUCGUAUUCGUUGGGUGUAGGAACAGUUCCUUGGAUCAUACACUCGGAAAUAUAUCCAGUUAAGUAUAGAUUCAUCUGUGUGAUAAUGGGAAGUGUGGUUUACUGGAUGGCGAAACUAUUAGUGGGACAUUUCUUUCUGGAUAGUUUGGGGCAAUAUUUUUCUGUUGCGGAUAUGCUUUUUUUACUGUCUUUGUUUUCAUGGGCGGUGGGAUUCUUCAUAUACUUUUACAUACCAGAGACCAAAGGAUUACAACUUGAGGACGUUGAGAAGGUCUUGCUACAACAAGAAACGCAUAUCAAGUAUAAUGUCGGUAAGGAAGGUCAGGAGUCCAGUAAAGAACUCAAGAUAGGAAAUGCUUGGAUCGAUUUUGAAACGGGUGUCAAGGGAAUGUAUGACUUCUUCUGGACUCACGCCUUGAUAUCUGAUGAGGUCAAUCAAGGAAUUCAACUAAACUGCAAUUUUUCUACCCCAAAUGCUGUAACCGAGAAAUGUGAGGAAUACCUUGACGAGGCAGAUGAUUUAGUGGAAGAUAUCUUCAUCUUUGACAUCUACGCUCCAUUGUGCUUUUCUUCUUCAACCACUCCCCAUAUUGCAACCUUUAAUCCAUGUUCUGACAACUACAUUUCCAAUUACUUAAACAUUCCUCAAGUACAAAAAGCUCUUCAUGCCAAUGUCACUGCUCUUCCAUAUCCAUGA
This is a messenger RNA of Papaver somniferum (opium poppy), 738 nucleotides long. Its product is annotated as inositol transporter 4-like. Gene Ontology annotation, molecular function: serine-type carboxypeptidase activity; myo-inositol:proton symporter activity. Bases 1 to 738 code for a protein of 245 amino acids. Gene Ontology annotation, biological process: proteolysis; transmembrane transport. The record is from RefSeq and is a predicted model, not a curated record. NCBI's taxonomy places the organism in Eukaryota, Viridiplantae, Streptophyta, Magnoliopsida, Ranunculales, Papaveraceae. The transcript is spliced from 3 exons. Gene Ontology annotation, cellular component: membrane.